Molecule: messenger RNA, 7151 nt
Organism: Podarcis lilfordi (Lilford's wall lizard)
Lineage: Eukaryota; Metazoa; Chordata; Lepidosauria; Squamata; Lacertidae
Source: the annotation of a GenBank genome assembly
GGCGGUGUAAGGCUGGGAGGUGGAUGAAGCCGGAAGAGGAAGUCCAGUGAAUUACCAACCAGGCGAGAUGAGUGGCUUGGGAAAGCUCUUCGGGAAGGGUGAGCCCCUACUUUUACAUUCCCCACCCUGAAGGUGGGUGGUAUCGCCCAAUCGCCAUAGGGGAUCACGGACAGCUGGGAGAAACCAUUUAUGUCUGGGGGGGGAGGAAGGAGAGGAAAAGAGUCUGGCUUGGUGGAGGGAGAAAAACAAAGGAGGGAAGCGUAUUAAAGGAAGGGGAAGGGUUCAUUCCAAGCUUUUUCGGGGGGGGGAGUGGACUGUACCAUAUUUCCAAAAAGCUCUAUUUUGGGGGGUUAACUUAUCUUCUUCCCCAGUGAUCAGUUUCUGGGUGUAGGGGGGCAGCUUCCCCCCACCAUUUUGAAGCAGGGCAAGAGAGUCAUGGAGGAGAAGGAUGGCUGCUGGGAAAAGCCCAUAAUUCACCUGGGGUAUCUCUUGGUGGGCUGGCCAGUCUCCCUUUAGCACCAUCCUUUCCAAGCAAUGGUUCUAGUCCCUGUUGUUAGAAUCAUAGAAUCAUAGAGUUGGAAGAGACCACAAGGGCCAUCGAGUCCAACCCCCUGCCAAGCAGGAAACACCAUCAGAGCACUCCUGACAUAUGGUUGUCAAGCCUCUGCUUAAAGACCUCCAAAGAAGGAGACUCCACCACACUCCUGGGCAGCAAAUUCCACUGUCGAACAGCUCUUACUGUCAGGAAGUUCUUCCUAAUGUUUAGGUGGAAUCUUCUUUCUUGUAGUUUGGAUCCAUUGCUCCGUGUCCGCUUCUCUGGAGCAGCAGAAAACAACCUUUCUCCCUCCUCUAUGUGACAUCCUUUUAUAUAUUGGAACAUGGCUAUCAUAUCACCCCUUAACCUCCUCUUCUCCAGGCUAAACAUGCCCAGCUCUCUUAGCCGUUCCUCAUAAGGCAUCGUUUCCAGGCCUUUGACCAUUUUGGUUGCCCUCCUCUGGACACGUUCCAGUUUGUCAGUGUCCUUCUUGAACUGUGGUGCCCAGAACUGGACGCAGUACUCCAGGUGAGGUCUGACCAGAGCAGAAUACAGUGGCACUAUUACUUCCCUUGAUCUAGAUGCUAUACUCCUAUUGAUGCAGCCCAGAAUUGCAUUGGCAUUUUAGCUGCCGCGUCACACUGUUGGCUCAUGUCAAGUUUGUGGUCAACCAAGACUCCUAGAUCCUUUUCACAUGUACUGCUCUCAAGCCAGGUGUCACCCAUCUUGUAUUUGUGCCUCUCAUUUUUUUUGCCCAAGUGCAAUACUUUACAUUUCUCCCUGUUAAAAUUCAUCUUGUUUGUUUUGGCCCAGUUCUCUAAUCUGUCAAGGUCGUUUUGAAGUGUGAUCCUGUCCUCUGGGGUGUUGGCUUUCAAAUAGGUUGGAUUGAUGCUGGAGGAUUAAUGGGCGUUCUGGCUCUCUCCCUUCUCUCCCUUCCCCCCACCCUCUCUGGCCGGGGCCCUUUCCAGGUAAGAAGGCCAAAGCCCCUACCCCGCAGGAGGCCAUCCAGAAGCUGCGGGAGACGGAGGAGGUGCUUGUCAAGAAACAAGAAUUCCUGGAGCAAAAGAUCCAGCAGGAGCUUCAGUCGGCCAAGAAACAUGGGACGAAAAACAAAAGAGGUGAAUGGAGCAGUGGAGGGAGAUACAGAGAACGUGGGGUCCAGGAAGGGGGCCGGUUAAAACAAAGAUUUCCUUCAUCCCUUAAGCAGCAGCUUUGAGGGGGCUGUGCUUUCAUAAGGACUAGAAACUUAGCAAUGUUAAAAGAAAAGGAAAGAAAAUACACCGCUCGCCGGUUAGCAAAAAUAUGUUAUGUAGAAAGUAAAAUGUUGCCAAAAAGUAAAUGUUACAUAUAAAUAAAAUAAAGUGGUGUAUUUUCUUUUUACUUUUGUGAUGUGAUAUUUAAGUUCAAUUACACACACACACACACACACACACACACACACAAAAUAAAAAAAGAAACUUAGCAGUGUCAAAACGAAAGCUGGGGGAUUUUAGGGAGCUGUGUGCCUGCUUCCAGCACAUCCUACAUUUCUGAGGAACGGAACCCUGUAGCCUUAGAAGAGGAAAUAGAGCGUUUGUAAAGUUUAAGGGGUGGGCUGUGUCAGAGAGCAAAUGGAACUGAUGCAUGCUAAUAAUAAUAAUAAUAAUAUGCCACCCAUCUGACUGGGUGCCACUCUGGGCAGUUGUCAGCUGAAUAUUAAAAACAGAAUAACGCAUUGCCUCUUUCCCUCCCUUCUCGAUCCAGCUGCCCUGCAAGCUCUCAAGCGGAAGAAACGCUACGAGCAGCAGCUGGGGCAGAUCGAUGGGACCCUCUCCACCAUCGAGUUCCAGCGCGAGGCUCUCGAGAACGCCACCACCAACACCGAAGUGCUCAAGACCAUGUCGGACGCAGCCCGAGCCAUGAAGGAAGCCCAUCAGCACAUGUGGGUCCCGAGGCUGUGGGGCCUUCAGGAGGGAGAUAGGGUGCUUGUGUGGAGCCUGGAAAGGGCAAAAGAGAAGGCCGAGGGAGCAGCAAGCCCUGAGUGCAAAAGGAGGAGACCCUUUCUGGCCAUGUGCAUGCCCUCUAUUUAAAAGACAGUGCUGGCAGGUGUGGCUUCCUGCAAAGAAUCCUGGGAGCUGUAGUCCGAUAAGGGUGCUGAGACACUGCAUUAUUCCCUUCACAAGAGCUAUGGUUGUCAGGGCAGUUUAACAGCCACUCUCUCUUCCCAGGGAUUCUGGGAAUGGCUGCUCUGUGAGCGGGAAUAGGGCUCUCCUAGCGAGGCUCAGUGCCCUUAACAAACUACAGCUCCCAGAAUCCUCUGCCCAGGCCACGCCCCUUGUUGGGCCAUCUCCGAGCCCCCCUCCAGUAAGCUUACCUGGCUGGUCUGUGUCUUUGAACUGGGGUCAAACCAGGAUGGAGAGGCUUGUGUGUGUCCAGACCUGUGGCCCCCAGAAAGUUGCCCUGGUGGGAUUGCGGCCCUUGGCUAAAGAAAGGUUCCCCGUUCAAAGGCUGGCUCCAUCCUUCUUAGUCCUGCCUUGUGGAUUUUGUCUCGUGGCGGCUGCUCGCAUUUUCGGACCUGGAUCUCGGAUUUGCCACUUGCCUGCUCCGUCUUCCAGCUCCUUUGGCCUCCCGUGCUUUCCUGUUCUUGAGGUGCGCUUCGGUGCAACGGCAAAAGCAGCCCCCCACCCCAGCUGUCCUUUCCUCCGUGUCUCACCCUUUCCCCCACCCCGUCUCUCCAGGGACAUCGACAAAGUGGACGACCUGAUGGCCGAGAUCACAGAGCAGCAGGACAUUGCGCAGCAGAUCUCCGACGCCAUCUCGAAGCCCGUCGGCUUUGGGGACGAUGUAGAUGAGGUAACGUCAAAAGCGGGGGACCCUUACUAAACACCUUCCAAGGCAAUAAGGCCCACUUACACCACAAAGAACUCAUAACCCACCUACUUUCAGCAGCCAGAAGCAUCAUAGCCAGACACUGGAGAGACCUGUCAGGCAGGAAGCGUGGACCAAUGGUACCAAAUAGUAUGGGAAACAGCCCUGCUAGAAAAAUUAACCAAUAAACUGAAACUGACACGGGGACAAACAGAAGAAGACGCCUUUACCCCGGUAUGGCUCCCCUUUAUCACAUACACAGCCCAACAAGACAACGACAAAAAUCCACCAACAGCAUACAAAUCAAUAUAAUAAUAAUCAUAAUAAUCAUAAUAAUAAUAAGUUUUAUUUAUAUCCCGCCCUCCCCAGCCAAAGCCGGGCUCAGGGUGGCUAACAACAAUCAAAUAAUCAAACAAUCAAAUAAUCCAACAUUCUAAAACAUUUCAUUAUAAAAAUUAAUUAAAAUCAAAUUAAUGGCAACCGUUAAGCAACCUGAUCCAAAACACCCACCCACCUCACUCACACACGAAAACAAAGUUCAACACAGCCAAUCACAAAUGAAUAACCACACCCUAGGCCAACCCCAACCUCUCUCACCACCAAAGGAACACAAGUGAGCAGUAAAGAACCUGCACAAGCGACGCUGACACAAAACCCCACAUAAAGUACAGUGGUACCUCGGGUUACAUACGCUUCAGGAUACAUACGCUUCAGGUUACAGACUCUGCUAACCCAGAAAUAGUGCUUCAGGUUAAGAACUUUGCUUCAGGAUAAGAACAGAAAUCGUGCAGCGGCAGCAGGAGGCCCCAUUAGCUAAAGUGGUGCUUCAGGUUAAGAACAGUUUCAGGUUAAGAACGGACCUCCGGAACGAAUUAGGUACUUAACCCGAAGUACCACUGUAGAAACAUCGCCACCCGUCCCCACCCCCACUCAUCUUCCCCCCCCUCCACCUCUUUCCCCCUUUUCUUCCCAAUGUCUCAACAAAUGAAACAGACUUGUAAAAAUGUUACAUGGAAAUAUAUAUAUAUAUAUAUAUAUAUAUAUAUAUAUAUAUGAGAGAGAGACAUUGCACACACUUUUGUAAAUCAAGAAAAUCUUUAAUAAAAAUAAUUUUAAAAGCGGGGGAACUCUCACUCCUGAAAAGUGGAGGAGGGAGUUCGGUUACAGUUCUCCAGAUCCGCCUUUUGGGGUGGGGCUGAGCCCCAGAGUAGUGGGGCAGUGGGCAUUGGAGGGGAGGGGAGAAGUGGCAAUGGGUACCUGUUUGUGUUUCUACUCAUCCCCCUGCCUUUGCUGCCCUCAGGACGAGCUGUUAGCUGAGCUGGAGGUGAUGGAGCAGGAAGACUUGGACAAGGAGCUGCUGAAUGUUGGGGAACCGACGCCCGAGCUGCCCAGCGUGCCUGCCUCUCGCCUGCCCAGCGUGCCAGGUAAGGGGGCGUGGGGAGGCAGCGAGGUGGGCACAAGCCCCUGGGUCUUGGGAUGGCGUCGCCUGCUGUCUCGGCUCCCCUCAAAAGUCCUGGCUUUGUCAACCUGGCUCUCCCCAAGUGUGGCUGGACUACAACUCCCAACAUGCCUCUGGCUGGUGUGGGGCGGCAGCCCCAACAAAUCUGGAGAUGUGGGUGGAUGUAAAGUAGAAGCGUGCAAAAAUAAGCAUCAUUUUCCAUCUGAAUGUAGGUUCUGCUUCAUUUCGAAAAAAAUAAUUUUAUUUUACGGCUUAUGUUUUGAAUUGGAUAGGUAUAGGGGCACCAGAAGCUUUUAAGUGCUGAGGAUCUCCAAAGGUCUUAAUCCAGCCUGGAUAUUGUGACUUUUUUAAAAGAGAAGGCCCUUUGUAUGUGUGUGUGUGUGUUCUUCUUGUCGUAACCUUACACAAACCGCUUUGUGGCGUCUGCCUGAAAGCGCUACAGUCGUACCUUGGUUCUCGAACGCCUUAGUACGCGUACGUUUUGGCCCCUGAACGCCGCAAACCUGUUUGUGAAUGUUUGUGAACGUUCUUUGGAAGCCAAACGUCCGACGCAGCUUCUGAUUGAGUGCAGGAAGAUCCUGCAACCAACUGGAAGCUGUGCCUGGGUUUUCGGACUCCCGGAACGGAUUAAGUUUGACAGCCAAGGUACUACUGGAUAUUCAUUGGCGAUCACUCGUAGCCAAGUAAGAUGGUCUUCCAUAAACACAGCUUUAACAGUGAGUCCGUAAGUGAGGCCAAUUCUGGAUCCACACGUCCUUCCACAGUGGGGACAUAGGUUUCCGGACAGGAGUUGAUCAUGGUGAGGGUUUGCCGAACGUGACUUCCUCUUAGCACGUUUCUCCCUUGCGUCCUGAGUUCGAGUGUCUUCAAAGCCCAUAUAAAUCCAGUAAACAAACAGGCACCUCGAGGCAAGGCGUUAAGUAAAGGCGGGAGCAUUUGGAAGAGGGUUGAAGUUUUGGGGUGCCGUGUCUACAUUUUGAUUUCAUCCUUUCCCUCCCUCCGUUCAGGCAGCCCGGUUCAGGGAAGUUUUCAACGUGCAACAUUUUAAUGUAUUUUUAAUCUUUGUUGGAAGCCGCCCAGAGUGGCUGGGGAGACCCAGCCAGAUGGGCGGGGUACAAAUAAAAAAAUAUUAUUAUUAUUAUUAUUAUUUUGCCAGCCUCAAAAGUGCCCGCCUCUGCCUCCGCGGUGGAUGACGACGACGACGAAGAAAUGAAGCAGCUUGCCGCCUGGGUGUCGUGAUGCAUUGUGGGAAAACCGCCCUCCUUCCUUCCCUCCCUCCCCUUCCUUGGAGGGCUGGGAGACCGGAGAGGACCUUUUCCCCCCCUGCCUUCCUCCUUCAGUUCCAGAUUCGGGGAGGGGUGGUGAACACCGACGCCCCCACCCCCUCCGCCCCGCCCCUGCCUGAAAUAACCUUACGUGCCGAAUGUAAAGAGUUUUAUAUAGACAGAUUUAUAUAUAUGAAAUAUAUAUAUAUAUAUGAACAGAUUGUAUCGUGGGGAGGGGAUAGGGGGCUUGCCUUGGGAACGGGAGACCGGCCCCGCACCCCCCCGCGUUACCCCUCUGUAAAACUCGAGGACCAAACUUUGCAAGCGUAUCUUGGUGCUUGGCCCCUCCCAAGCAAACCUGAGACCCUCUCCGCGGUUGUAAACAUGUGAGGGGCCUUCGGUGGGGAGGGGGGCAUGAGUCCCCCCCUCCCCAGGAGCGAGGCAGAGGGGUUUCCACAGAGUUAAGUUCUCCCCCUGCACUCGCUGCGAGUGGGAUUGGGGCCUGUGUCAAAUUGUGGGGGUUCAGUGUUCCUUCGCUACUCCUCUUUGCUGGGCGGGGGGUUAGGGGGGCUCCAUGCCUUGGUCGUUCUCCCCCCCCCCCCAGCCUCUUUACCAAUGCUACAGAUUUUAUCCCCACCAGCAUGUGAAUUUAAAAAAAUGAUGAUGAUGAAUGAUGCCAACCCCAUCGGGGUGGGUGGAACCGUGCCAAGAGGGUGGGGGGUCUGGUGUGAACAGGUACGUUCUCUCUUUCUCUCUCUCUGUUCCUAUCGACAGCGUGUCUGUUUAAAUGUGGCUUGGGGUGGCGUUUACAUGUUAUUUGCACUCGGAUCUGUGCUAACCCGCUAACUUUUCGGAAACUUUUCUCUCUCUCUCUCGUCUUCGUCUCCGUCGUUAGUUUCUUCUUCUUUUUGUAUCUUCUCGUGGCCAAGAAUUUGGAGGGGGAAGGGGAGGGAUUUCUGCCCCAACCCGCACCCCCCUCUCACGCGCACAUGCUGCAGUGGCCUUUACGACGACAACUCUGAAAAUAAACGUGGCCGGAAAUUUU